This is a messenger RNA of Penicillium malachiteum, 1392 nucleotides long. Its product is annotated as camp independent regulatory protein. Lineage: Eukaryota; Fungi; Ascomycota; Eurotiomycetes; Eurotiales; Aspergillaceae. Gene Ontology annotation, molecular function: DNA binding. The record is from RefSeq and is a predicted model, not a curated record. The coding region runs from base 1 to 1392 and encodes 463 amino acids. The transcript has a single exon.
AUGGAGACAUACUACGGCCACGUCCGCACCCCAGCGGACGCUAUUAUCUUGUUCGAGGCUUGCCGAAUUGGAUUACUACCCCGCGUACAAAGGCGACUUUCAGAAAAAGAACGUCAAUCAAUCCGAUCCGGUUCAGUGUUUGUCUGGGAUGAGCGCGAAGCGGGUAUGCGACGAUGGACGGACGGCAAAUCAUGGAGCGCCAGUCGUGUAUCAGGAAGCUUUUUGACAUAUCGUGAGAUGGAAGGCAAGCGAGGUGGGGGCAGCGUUUCACAGGGUUCAGUUCCUCGAGCAGGCAAAACACCAGAGAGUCGAGGUAGUGAUGAAGAGCGGGGAGACGGCACUGAUGAAGGUCCAGAUGGAUACCGAUAUAAGCCCGAUGGAUUGAUGAAGCAAUCAUUCAGUAUUACAACAUCCACCGGUCAACAUCUGCACUUGAUCAGUUAUUAUGCCCGUGCACAUUCCUCUGCUCUUUCACUACAACAACCUACCACCGAUCCAGCCUUGCGUCAUGUCCGUCCCCAAAAGGGUCUUUAUCCAGAAUCAACGGUCAAUGACCAGCAGAAUCUCCCUGUAGUCACGCGGGGUCCUAUGCCAGGUGCUGCUUAUCCCAUUACUCCUCACCCUCAUCCUAUGGCAGGAUACCCUCGUGCUACACACCAACCUCCAUAUCAACCUUCUUAUGCUUGGGGUCCACCAACACCUCUAGCUACACCUCCAACUGUACCAGUUCAUUAUGGUCCUGGAUAUCUUCCACCUGUUUCUGCUGCUCAGGGUCCUCCACCUGCUUAUGGUCCACCACAACAUCAACCACCCCACCCUCACAGUCAUGGUCAUGCUCUACCUCCACCUCCUCAUGGAGCUCCCAUAUAUGACCGUCCUCACCAUUCCGAAAUGUCUCAUCCAGCCGGUCCUCCCCCAACCGGUCCUUCACUCUACCCUGGUCGAUCUCCCCGAAGCAUGCACGAGCCUUUGCAAGAACGAGGAAGCCCGCGUGGCUACGGCCAGCCCAUCAAUGAUCCCCGUGAUCCCCGUCUCGCCUCACCACGGGUUGUUCCCGCACCAGUUGUUCCACAGCCAAACGGCAUUGCUCACAGCCCACAUAUGAUCAAGCGAACCCCACCAACAACACUCCAGCAACUCGGUCCCAUCGGUACUCCCCCAAAACCCGCAGAACAGGGAGCUCCCGGCGCUGUUCCUGGUAUUGGUUCACUGAUGGCUAGUGCAUCUCUCGCACCUAUCACUGUUGCUCCUCCCAAUGGAUCAAAUAGUCCAAGUGGGAUUCGAACUGGAUCUGUAGGCGAAGGUCCUCGUGAUAUUCCCAACGAGAAGAUCGGGUUCAUUGGAGAAGAUAUGAGAGCUUUACGUCAGUUAGACCGUGUGUUUACUGCGUAA